AAGUCUUUUUUACAUCUGUGAUGUACUUAAAAAAAGCAUCAAGAAUGGAAAUACAUUAGUGUUGUUUUUUAUCAAUAUAAAUGUGCACAGUUUAUUUAAUGUGUUACUGUAAAAUUAUAAAUUUUAUAUUUAAUUGAAACGUAAUCAUGUCAUUGUUAAUUACACAAAUUUAUAAUUAACAAUAAGUCACGUGUCUUAUUAAAAAAUAAAUUCUUGGUUACAUAACCUAUUCAUCCAAACUAGUAUGCUAUUUUAUCAUUGAAUUGAUCAACAUGAACGGAACGAAUGUUUCAAUGGAUCUUUCAAAUGAGAAUUUUAAUUCAUUAAAAGCAUGUCAAGAAAUUAUUCUAAAUAGAGCACUAAAACAGGGAAUUCAAAGAAAUGAAGAACAAUUUAAAGUAUGGACAGAUUAUAAGAAGAGACAUAAGAAAGUUAUAGAAGCGUUGGAAAAAUUACCUUUAGAGUUAUCAAUCAAUUGUAUGGUACCUAUUGGUAAACGAGCAUUUAUGAAAGGAAAAUUGAUACACACUAAUGAAGUUUUGGCUUGUAUUGGAGAUGGUUACUUUGUCAAGUAUAGUGCUGCUCAAGCAAUUGCUCUAUGUAAUCGUAGAAUUCAAUCUACCGACGAGAUGCUCACAAAUUUAGAAAAGGAAAGAAAUUUAUACGAAAUGAGACAAUUUGUUUGUACGGAGUUGGAUGUUUUUGGUAAAAAUGAAAAGAAAGAUUUAACAGCUUACUGGGAUGAGAAAAAAUUAGAUGAUUGGAGAGUUGAACACAGACGACGAGAAAAGGAGUAUCAUCAAAAGUUGUCGGAAUUAAAGAAAAAAGAAAAAGAAAAGACUGAAAUUAAAACUGAAGAAGAUCUUUUUAGAAGAUUAGACGAGUUAGAACUUCAAGAAGAAUUAGCGGAUGAAAUGAAUAGAUUGGAGGAUGAAGAUGAAGAUUAUUAUGAGGAAGAAGGUGAAGAAUACAAUGAAUCGGAUGAAGAAGGAUAUGAUGAAUUCGACGAAGAAGAAGAAGAUAAUUAUGAAGAAAUAGAAAAAGAAUUGAAAAAAUUACGAGAAAUUCGAAUGAGUAGAAAAAUGAACGAACAAUCGACGGAAUCUAAUAUUAUAAAUAAUAUUGUAAAUACAAACAAAGAAAUAACUGCAAGUAAUGUAACGAUAACUGAAAAAGAAGUAGAAGAGAAAACUUUGUUAAAAACUAUUGGUGAAAUUUCUGAUAGUAAUUGUAAGAAUGAAAAAGAAUCAAUUGAGAAUACUCAACCAAAAAUUACGAACGACAUAAUAAAUGAAGAGAAAAUCAAAGUAAAGGAAAAGAAAAGAAGAGUAUCGUUUGCAGAACCAGAUAUUUCGAUAUUCGAUGGUAAUAAAGAAACAAUUUCUAUUCAAAAUCAAACUAAACAAAGUACAACAUCGUCGAAUGAGAAUCCAAACGAUUCUACAAAUAAUAUCGAUGAUGAUGAUGAUGAUAUUAUUAGAAUAGAAUUUAAACAUACGGACAAUAAUUUCUUUGUACCAGAAUCAACAGGAAAUGAAAUAAAGUCGCCUGGUGAUAUAUAUAAAAUAUUUUCAAAACCAAAAUCGAUAUUGAAAAGAUCGCCGAACGAUGUAAUGCCUUUGCAAAAUAUUUCUUUACCUACGUAUAGUUCAGGUGAAGAAGAAGAAGAAGAAGAAGUAGAAGAAAGUGUAGGCGUUAAACCUUCCGCAUAUCAUUCCAUCGUGAAGAAUAUUAGCGAGAAGAAAUUAGCAACGCCGAAGAAAAAGACAGAUGAAAUUAUUACAGAAAAGAAGAAGACAAAAUCGGUUAGUAAAUUUAAAAUGGAACGUUCGUCUUGCGUCAAAUAA
Molecule: messenger RNA, 1847 nt
Organism: Polistes dominula (European paper wasp)
Lineage: Eukaryota; Metazoa; Arthropoda; Insecta; Hymenoptera; Vespidae
Gene: uri
Product: unconventional prefoldin RPB5 interactor
Biological process (GO): negative regulation of transcription by RNA polymerase II; negative regulation of phosphatase activity
Molecular function (GO): transcription corepressor activity; chromatin binding; phosphatase inhibitor activity
Source: RefSeq, a predicted model, not a curated record